This is a messenger RNA of Alosa alosa (allis shad), 965 nucleotides long. RefSeq lists its product as uncharacterized. The transcript has 2 exons. The coding region runs from base 62 to 844 and encodes 260 amino acids. NCBI's taxonomy places the organism in Eukaryota, Metazoa, Chordata, Actinopteri, Clupeiformes, Clupeidae. The record is from RefSeq and is a predicted model, not a curated record.
CUGGUUUCAGAUUUGUGGAUAAUUUGAUAUUCAAACUGUGAUUUCUGGCAGUCUUAGUUCAAUGCGGUUCUGCUGGUUCUUAGCCUGCUGCCUGGCAGCACGGCAGGAUGAAUGCAAAAAAAUUAAGAAAUGCGUCAAAAAAUACGGACUGGUGGAGCUAAAAAGAGACCUGGAGGCUUUGGGAGUGAACAUUGAUGGGCACGUGGAUGAGACUAAAAAGAAAAACAAGAAGAAGAUCAAAAAGGAAUUACAAAAGACCCUCAUAAAGGAGCUGAAGAAGAUUGAGCACGACAAAAAUGGACUGGACAACAGGGCCUACGAAGACGUGUUCACUAUGCCCAUGGAUAUCCCCGAACAUGUCCUAUCUGCUCUGAAUGAACUGGAGGCUUUGAGAAUUUACAGUGAUGAGGACGUGGAUGAAACUACAAAGAAAAACAAAAUGAAGAGAAAAAUUGAACUACAAAGGUUCCUAAUAAAUGAGCUGAAGGAGGUUGAGCACAGCAAAACUGACCUGGACAACCACGUUUAUGAAGAGAAAUCACUAAUCACUAUGCCCAUGGAUAUCCCUGAAGAUAUUCUAAAUGCCCUAGACGAUCUGGACACAUUCUUGGAUAAACAGUUGGAAGUAUCAGAGAGACAUGAACGAGAAGAUGCCGUGCUCGACAGUCUCCUGUUUAAAGUGGACUCGACUCUGGAAGGACAAAUGAAAAGGAAGAGAAACAGAGAGCAUGGAGGCCAGACGCUGGAGACAGGAAAGAGAGGGCGAAGCGAGAGGCCUGUUCCUGGAGUGCCCUACAAAUUCACAAUGACUCCGUUCCUGGAGUGCCCUACAAAUUCACAAUGACACCGUUCCUGGGAGGAGGUUUUGUGUGGUAGGACACAGCAGCAGUCGACUGACAAGGACAAGGACCAUCACCAACAAUCAAUAAAACCAAAACCAGAAGCCAGACUUCUGGUGAUCUUCA